Alosa sapidissima (American shad) is the source of this 2533-nucleotide messenger RNA. It is a transcript of the gene arl15b, whose product is annotated as ADP-ribosylation factor-like 15b. Gene Ontology annotation, molecular function: GTP binding; GTPase activity. Lineage: Eukaryota; Metazoa; Chordata; Actinopteri; Clupeiformes; Clupeidae. The record is from RefSeq and is a predicted model, not a curated record. Bases 257 to 925 code for a protein of 222 amino acids. The transcript is spliced from 6 exons.
CUUGUUACUUGUAGAGAAUCUUUGAUCGUGCUACGUAAGAUCUGAAAAAGGGAUUUCCAUCUAGUUCCUGCUGCAACAUUGUAGCUAGCUAUCACUACAGUCACAGCCAAAUUCGGAUAUUUAGGUACCAAAGUAAACACGAGAGAAAAGGGAGAUAUGCAUGAGGUAUAAUAGAGAGAGUAAAAUCAGGAGCUCCUUAGAAAGUCUCUGAAAGGCGGGGAAUACAAAGCUGCAAGCCGUCAACACAGACUUCUGGAUGCAUCAAAUUUGCCAAAUAUUUCCCAGACAAUCAUCGCUGAUAGGAUUACACUUUCUUGAGGACAACGACCAAUUAAUCGGGCAGUACAUGGAUUAUCUGUGUUUUCGGACGCUGUGCUGUAAAGGACCUCCCCCACCUCGACCUGAGUAUGACGUGGUGUGCAUCGGCCUGACCGGCUCAGGAAAGACCAGUCUCCUCUCCAGACUCUGCAACGAAGCCACUGAUAACAUUAUCCCCACCACAGGGUUUAGCAUCAAAGCCGUGCCAUUUCAGAACGCCAUAUUAAAUGUGAAGGAACUUGGAGGAGCGGACUCCAUCAAGAAGUACUGGAGCCGGUACUACCAGGGCUCGCAGGGGGUGGUGUUUGUACUGGACAGUGCCUCGUCGGAAGAAGACCUGGAGGUGGCCCGCACCGAGCUGCACUCGGCCCUGCAGCACCCGCAGCUCUGCACGCUGCCCUUCCUCAUCCUGGCCAACCACCAGGACAAGCCGGCCGCUCGCUCCGUACAGGAGAUUAAGAAGUAUUUUGAGCUGGAACCUCUAGCGCGAGGGAAGAGCUGGGUGUUGGAGGGCAGCACGGUGGACAACAUGGACACUGUGAAAGACAGCUUUCAGCAGCUCAUCUUCCUCCUAGAAGACAAGGACCAGGAAACAGGCAGGAUAUGAGCCCUCCAAAAACCUACAAAUCCCAGAAGCCAUCACACAUGUAUACUAAAUACAUAACUACAGAUCUCCAAGGAAUCCAUAGGCCAAGCAGGAAACAUUCUCUUUGGACCACCAUGUAAAGUAUGGAAAUGAUGAGGAGGCUGAAACACAUGAACUGUGAAAAAUAGACUUUGUAUCCAUAGAAUACCAACUUUAGAUGAGUAUAUGGACACAUAUCCACACAAGAAGACAGUAUCACAUUUGUGACCAAUGUGUUUUCUCCUCGUCUGAAGUUGUAUUGCCUAACUACAGUUAACAUUGAACACUUGAUUGCCAUUUCUAUCAUGGAAUAUGGUUGUACGCAUCCUCUCUUAAGACAGGUAGUUGCACAUUGCUACUGACUAGUUAAUGUUAACGCAUUGCUCGGUAUGUAGAACAACUGGAAAUCAUGUAAUGUUAUUCCCCCAAUGUUAGUAGGUCCCUAUGACAGUGUGGGUGAGAUGCUGGUUUGUACUAAAAAAAGCCUUAAAGUUUGUACAGAUUUAAAUGUGUAGAUGUGUCCCGCCUUCUAACCUGACUGAUAGUAACUGUUUAACUUCAUGUAGUAUCACUCCACGUGAGCCCACAGAUCACGUAAAGCCAAAAAAAAAAAGUUUGAUUCGCAAACAAAGGUAAGAUGGCAGGUUUAAAAAAAAAAAAAAAAACAAGCUGCUGUUUAGUUUUAAUAUGAUCGAAUCACAGUAAUUGUUUUAUCACUUGAUUUCAGCUCAUGGCUUUGCUUUCUUUUAUGUUCUUUUUCUUUGAAUAAAUUCUCAGGAUUUUCAUAUGAGCCCCUUAUUCUUUGAAAUCCUCAUAGAGAUCUUGUGCAUUUCAUAUCUGUUGCCAUAUCACCAUGCCACUUGACAAAACAACGGUUCGCCUUGCAUUCACACUGUUACUACGCCAAAGCAAGCAAUCUUUUUGCAUAUUGUGUAGUUUCGCUUGCGGAAGCAAUCAGUUUGCUGUAAUCUCUUACGUUUGCACAAUCACUAAUUAAAACCACAAGCUGUGUAUUCCAUUAGAACCAACAGGACGUAGUCAUUGCUAUACAGUAUUUGUCAACAUAGGGUAUAUUUACUCUAUAUAUUGGGCAUUGCCAUCACCUCUGAAUGUAAAAAUAUUCUCCUCUAAAUGUCAGUUCACCAAAAAGUCUGUUGUGCCUGUUGUUUUUUCCGAUCUUUCCUUAUCUCUCUCUUUGCCCAUAGCAUCUGUACUCAAUGAGUGUCCAAAUGAAACAUGUGCCACAGAUCAAAAGGGGUUCCAUACAACACUAGUACCAGGACUGGAGGUCUUUUUAGAGCCACACUGGGUUCAUUUUACGUGUAUUUAUAUCUAUCAAACAUUUUAUACCCUCCUAGCCAAUUCAGCUGCCUUUUUGUAAUAAUAAAAAAAAAUGUUUGUACAUUUGUUACAGAUAGUCUUGUUGACCGAAAGGGCACGUGCCUGCCUUUGUACUGGAAGAACAGUCUGUGUUGUGUGGUUUGUCAGAUGUUGACGUUAAGUCGUUCACACAUUCAACUGUAUAUAUACUGUAUAUAAUUUAUGCUUAAUUUCCACUUGGCAACAUGGACAAUAAAGGCUGGACAAGCA